Molecule: messenger RNA, 547 nt
Organism: Parathielavia appendiculata
Lineage: Eukaryota; Fungi; Ascomycota; Sordariomycetes; Sordariales; Chaetomiaceae
Exons: 1
Coding region: 108-398 (96 amino acids)
Source: RefSeq, a predicted model, not a curated record
GCCUGUCGCGUCGAUCACCUCCUGGUCAAGGUGGCUGCGCGCCGCUGCAAAGCUCACCCAUACUUCCCGUUUGCAAUCCUCCCGAAUGGCUAUCGUCGCUACUAACGAUGCCGCACGCGCAGCUCUUGAUUCUGACGACAUUUCCAUUAUGCCGAACAUCGACUUCGAGAACCCCUUGCACCUCAACGCGUUCGACGCGCUCGGCCGUGCCAAGCGCACCAAGAAGAGCUGAUGCCAAAGCCAUCACCGAUGUGCCCCUCGAUCCGAAGCUAUACCCGAAGAUCCAGGGUCCCGACAAUCGGUUUUACCACCUCCGCGCGCAUUUCAAAAUAAAGGAUGGACCUUCCUGGGUCAACGCCCACGGUAUGUUGGACAGCAACAGUUACAGGCUCGAAUAGGCAUAGACCAACCAGGUGACACUGCAUCAAUUGAGGCACAAGAUGAAGCUUGAAUUGACUGUCUGAACCAUGCGUGAUGUGUGUGUGUUGCUUAAAGAACCGAGGGCUUCGGGACCCUCGCCAGACCCUGCUUUUGGGUGGGUGACGAG